Glycine soja is the source of this 1493-nucleotide messenger RNA. Its product is annotated as AT-hook motif nuclear-localized protein 8-like. The transcript has 5 exons. NCBI's taxonomy places the organism in Eukaryota, Viridiplantae, Streptophyta, Magnoliopsida, Fabales, Fabaceae. Gene Ontology annotation, molecular function: minor groove of adenine-thymine-rich DNA binding. The record is from RefSeq and is a predicted model, not a curated record. The coding region runs from base 219 to 1235 and encodes 338 amino acids.
GAUGACGAAACAAAAGUGAGAGAAUAAAAACGAAAUCUAAAAGUAAAACCCUAAAUUAAUACCCUGCCUCUGAUGAUGUGUUCCCUCCCUGCCCCUCGUGAUUCUCUUAUAUAUAACGCUCUUUCUUCUUCCUUCCUUCCUGCCACUCGCACCAAUCACUAGGUGUUUGCAUUCCCACACUCUCCUCAUAUUCCAACGCCUCCACUCCGCGAUCCGCUAUGGAUUCUCGUGAACAGCCUCAGCCACAACCGCCAAACAUGAUGGUGGGACCCACCGUGUACCCUUCGAUGUUGGCCCCCGCCACCGCUAGAUUCCCUUACAGCAACAACAACAACAACAACAGCAAUCCUCCUCCUCCUUCUUCGGAGCCUCUCAACAGCGACGCCAACACCAACCAUAAUAACAGCACGUUCGAGGCGUUGAAGCCUUGUGCGCUGGCCGCCUCGGAAUCGUCGAAGAAGAAGCGGGGCCGGCCCAGAAAAUACUCGCCCGAUGGCAACAUUGCGUUGGGCCUGGGCCCAACUCACGCCCCCGCUUCCUCCGCCGACCCCCCCGCCAAAAAACACCGCGGUCGCCCCCCUGGCUCCGGCAAGAAACAGAUGGAUGCUCUCGGCAUUCCUGGAACUGGUUUUACUCCCCAUGUUAUCACCGCCGAAGUUGGCGAGGAUAUUGCUUCAAAGCUUGUGGCCUUUUGUGAGCAAGGACGUCGGACAGUUUGCACCCUUUCUGCUUCUGGUGCAAUCCGCAAUGUCACCAUUCGAGCACCAGACAUGCCUGCUGGUAUUCUGGCCUAUGAGGGUCAAUUUGAGAUCAUAUCACUUAAAGCUGCUACGCUACAAUCUGACAAUAACAGAAUGGCUGCCUUGAGUGUGAGCAUAGCAGGUCCUGAUGGACGAUUAUUGGGUGGCGAAGUUGUUGGAGCCCUUACUGCAGCAACGGCGGUGCAGGUAAUUCUGGGUAGCUUUAUUGCUGAUGGAAAAAAGUCUAGCUCAAGUAACCUGAAAUCUGGACGUUCUUCGACGCCAUCAUCUCAGAUGUUAGCCUUUGGUGCUUCUCCGACUCCAACUACUCCUACCUCUCUAGGGCCUUCAACUGAUUCAUCUGAGGAUAAUGAGAAUAGUCAUUUUAGUAAGGGGCCAGGUGGCUCAGGACUCUACAAUAAUAAUGCUAGUCAGCCCAUUCAUACCAUGCCCAUGUACCAACAUCAACUAUGGGCUGGCCAUACUCAGCAGUGAUGAUGCGUUUUUAAGUCCAACACUGCAGAAGCAGGGUAUUGGCAUGAUGAUUCUUCAAAGUAGUGGCCAGUGGUCAAAUUCCAAAAUAUAACAUGCAUAAUUUGGUUUUGGGACUCCGAUUUUAGGAGAAUCUAUCUUAAGGUCUAAAUCUAUUGACCUUCAUUUUCCUGUGGAUUAGGAUUUUCAAAUUAUAAUUUAUAAUUUAAACAGUGUUAGCGAUUAUAGCUUUUGAUUAUUUGAGCUUGUUACCGAUUUGGA